Molecule: messenger RNA, 717 nt
Organism: Fusarium poae
Lineage: Eukaryota; Fungi; Ascomycota; Sordariomycetes; Hypocreales; Nectriaceae
Exons: 1
Coding region: 1-717 (238 amino acids)
Source: RefSeq, a predicted model, not a curated record
AUGAAACUUCUUACGAACAUUGGCACAUUGCUGGCCCUUGGGCCGGUCCAGCAUGUUUCGGCGACACCCCACGCGCCUGGAGAACACUACAACCUUGUCAGACUUGAAGGGUAUGGCAGUGUAUCUGGAACAACUGUCAAUAGUACCCUGACCAAGAAGGAUCUCCCCGCUCCUGUGGAUGCUUGGAUGGGCAUCGACUACGCGCUCCAGCCCACGGGUCAUCGACGUUUUAAAGCAGCAGAGUGGCCCAAACCUUUCAAGGGUGUCAAACGCGCUGACAGCUAUGGAAAGACAUGUAUCCAGGAAAUCACAGCCAAGACGCCUCUCGAGUCACAAAGCGAGGCCUGUCUUAACUUCAACGUGUUUCGAACCCAAGGCGUGCCGUUGACUAAGAAGCUCCCCGUCCUCGUGUGGAUUCAUGGCGGUGCAUUCUUUUCAGGAAGCUGGGCCAGUUUUGACGGCGCUGCAUUCGCAGCUUCAUCCAUGGAACCCAUCGUCGUGGUCAACUUCCACUACCGCGUCAACUCGCUCGGCUUUCUUCCAUCCAAACUCUUCCAAGAUGAGGGUCUUUCUAAUCUCGGCAUUCGUGACCAGCGACUCAUGUUGGAGUUUGUCCAGAGACAUAUUGAGGCUUUUGGAGGUGACAAGGAUGCUGUUACUAUCGGCGGUUGCUCUGCUGGUGGUCACUUAACUCUCUCCUUUAAAAAUUUUUCCUAA